GUUAUAUAUAUAUAUAUAUAGUACAUAUAAUAAAAAACGUAAUUAUUAUUUUACAUAAAAGAAAUAAUAGAAAAUACUAGUUUUUUUAGGGACAAAAUAUUAUUUAAUUUGUAUAAACACUGUAGAUAAUUAUCUGUGAGAUAAAUACUACGUUACAUGUUUUACGAAGUAACGGAUUUUAAGCAUUACAUUAAUUUUUGUUGAUUAUUAUUUUUUUAGUGGUCACGAGGAAAUCUCCGCGCGUAAAAUUUAAUUCUACGAAUAUAAUUCAAAAUUGAAUUUCGAUGUGUUCUAUUUUUCUUAUUGGAACAAUUUAUUUCAUAUUUUGACAAGUAACCAAUAACCAUGUUUAUCAGUGUGCAUUUGUAUGCAUUGUGAGACCGACUGUGAAUAUUUGUGGGAAGUUGGGGUUAUUUGAACAAUUUUAUCAAUGUGUAUUUUCAAUCUUUUUCUAACCAAUGCUGUUUAAAUGCAGUUGCAAAUUAUAGAAACGUAAGACUGCGAACAUCCCUAAUCCCCGCGCUCAUCGGGGAGUAAUUUACAGGGAUAAGAAUAAUAGAAUAACAACAAAAUGAUGCAUAGAAGAGGAGGAAAACGAAUACGGAUGGAUGAUCCGGUGCCUCCAGAAUAUGAUGCUCCAAUGACUCCAAUGACCCCUAUGAAUGAUAAUUCUGGUGAAGCAAAUGAAUCUUAUCCUAAUUAUACUCCUUAUAGUCAAGCACCUCAAACACCCAUACAUAAUCCAACUCCUGAACAUUAUUCAUCUGAAAGCUAUAGUUCACCUGGUACAUCGCAACAUCAAUAUCAAGAACAAACAAGUGGUUUUGAGAAUCAGUCUCAGUUUGAACAACCUAUGACACCAGCGACACCGACUAAUAUGAGGAUUACAAGGAAUACACGUGCUAGGAUGCGUGGAGGAACAAUACAACAACCAAAAUACAAAGAGAUAGAUACAGAUUACAUUCCAACUACUACUAGUAGAGGAAGAGGGGGUGGUGGACGUGGACGUGGAAAAAGAACACAUCAUUCGCAUAGUUUGGAGGAUGAAGCUAGUCUUUAUUAUGUUAUCCGAAAUAAUCGCUCUUCAUUAACAACUAUUGUUGAUGACUGGAUAGAAAAGUACAAAAGUAAUAGAGAAAAUGCUCUUCUUAUGUUAAUGCAGUUUUUUAUUAACGCAAGUGGCUGUAAGGGUCGUAUAACUUCAGAAAUGCAGUCAACAAUGGAACAUGUGGCAAUUAUUCGAAAAAUGACUGAGGAAUUCGAUGAAGAAAGUGGAGAAUAUCCAUUGAUUAUGACAGGACAGCAGUGGAAAAAAUUUCGUGCAAAUUUUUGUGAAUUUGUUCAAAUUUUAGUUCGACAGUGUCAGUAUUCUAUAAUUUAUGAUCAGUUUUUAAUGGAUAAUGUAAUUUCGUUGUUAACUGGUCUCUCGGAUUCACAAGUCAGAGCUUUUAGGCAUACAGCAACAUUAGCUGCUAUGAAACUUAUGACAGCGUUAGUCGACGUUGCUCUCACCGUAUCAAUAAACUUAGAUAAUACGCAACGACAGUAUGAAGCAGAAAGGCAAAAGGCUAGAGAAAAGAGAGCUGCGGAUAGAUUGGAAUCGCUAAUGGCCAAACGAAAGGAACUUGAAGAAAACAUGGAUGAAAUUAAGAAUAUGCUUACGUAUAUGUUCAAAUCUGUAUUCGUACAUCGUUACAGAGACACAUUACCAGAAAUACGGGCGAUUUGUAUGGCGGAGAUUGGAGUUUGGAUGAAGAAAUUUCAUCAAAACUUUUUAGACGAUUCUUAUUUAAAAUAUAUAGGUUGGACGUUACACGAUAAAGUUGGCGAAGUUCGUUUAAAGUGUCUUCAAGCAUUACAACCUUUAUACGCUUCAGAAGAACUAAAAACUAAGCUUGAACUUUUCACAAGUAAAUUUAAAGACAGAAUUGUCGCGAUGACAUUGGAUAAGGAAUACGAUGUAGCGGUGCAAGCCGUUAAACUUGUCAUUUCGAUUUUAAAACAUCAUAGGGAGAUUCUUACUGACAAGGACUGUGAGCACGUAUAUGAACUUGUUUAUUCAUCUCACCGUGCUGUCGCACAGGCAGCGGGUGAAUUUUUGAAUGAACGUUUAUUUCGGCCUGAUGACGAGGCAGUAGCUGGUAUGAAGACUAAGCGAGGAAAGAAACGUUUACCCAAUACACCUCUCAUUCGUGAUCUUGUUUUAUUCUUUAUCGAAUCGGAACUUCACGAACAUGGAGCGUACCUGGUAGAUUCAUUGAUCGAAACUAAUCAAAUGAUGAAAGAUUGGGAAUGUAUGACGGAUUUACUAUUAGAAGAGGCUGGACCUGAGGAAGAAGCUCUAGAUAACCAAAAAGAGACGUCAUUAAUUGAGCUGAUGGUUUGCUGUAUAAAACAAGCUGCCACGGGCGAAGCUCCGGUUGGUCGGGGACCAACUAGGAAGAUUCUUUCUGCGAAAGAAAUGAAGCAAGUACACGAUGACAAACAACGACUAACUGAACAUUUUAUUCAAACGUUACCUUUAUUGCUUGAUAAGUACAGAGCGGAUCCCGAGAAGCUCGCAAACUUACUCGCUAUCCCUCAGUAUUUUGAUUUAGAUAUCUACAUCAAGUCUCGUCAAGAACAAAAUUUAGAUUCGUUGUUAAAUAAGAUUCACACAAUUGUAGAAAAAAUGCAUGAUACCGAAGUUCUGGAUACAGCCUCGAAAACAUUGGAGCAUAUGUGUAUAGAAGGACACGCUAUAUUCACUAGGUGUGACGUAGCGCGUUCAACUUUAAUCGAUUCUAUUGUAAAUAAAUAUAAAGAAGCUAUCGACGAAUAUAGAAAUUUAAUAGAGGGAGAUGAAGAACCCGAUGAGGAUGAAAUUUUUAAUGUUGUUCAGUCCCUUAAGAAAGUUUCAAUAUUUUAUUCUUGUCAUAAUAUGAAUCCCUGGGGAAUAUGGGAUUCUUUGUAUAAAGAUAUCGAAGAUGCCAAGGACCCAUCGAAAUGUUUACCGCACGAAGCGAUCAAAUAUUGCAUAAGUGCAUGUUUCUUUGCCAUCUUAUGGGGACAAAAUCAUCUUAUGGAGUCGGUAGAUUCUGGAAAUCGAGGUGAAGAUGAGUGUCGACAGUUAAAAGAACGAUUGCAUUCUUUCAUGGGCUCGAUGCGACAUUUUGUCAGUGGCGAUGGAAGCGGCACUCCUUCUCCGCCAAUUUUAAGGGAAGAAGCAUAUAAUACGAUAUGUGAUUUACUAGUAGUAUUUUGUAACCAACUGACGACACAUUCUAAUCCUUUGAUGCAUCAUUUGGUAUACGAACCCGAUCAAGCGAUGCAAAAUAUGCUUAAUCGGUUCAUACAAGAAUACGUAUUUUUUGAAGAAGAAGAUGAUGAGCAUGACGAACAUUCAAAGAUUGAAGAGUUACAUAAAAGAAGGAACUUCUUAGCGGGUUAUUGCAAGCUAAUUGUAUAUAACAUGAUACCUACCAAAGCGGCAGCGGACGUGUUUAAACAUUAUGUAAAAUAUUACAAUGAUUACGGAGAUAUUAUUAAGACUACGCUAGGGAAGGCUAGAGAUAUUAAUAAAACAAAUUGUGCAUUAACGAUGCAGCAUAGUUUGAAUAUUUUAUAUAAUGAAAUAAUAGCUGAGAAAGGCAAAGUCAAUAGAAACAGCGAGGAGUUUACCGCUAUAAAGGAACUUGCAAAACGAUUCGCUUUGUCAUUUGGGUUGGACGCAGUGAAAAAUCGUGAAGCAAUUACGGCUUUGCAUCGGGCGGGUGUCCUCUUUGCUAUUACACCUCCAGAUGGCAUCGAACAAGAUCCUACUGGACCACCACCUAAUUUAUCUUUUCUUGAAAUCUUAUCCGAGUUCACGAAUAAGCUUCUUAAACAAGAUAAACGUGUUGUAUUAAACUUUCUUGACAGAAGAUUACAAGCAGGAAUGCCUUCCUCGCGGGGAGAAGAUUGGCAGCCUUUGCUUUUGUAUAGAAACAGCCUUUUGCAUGGUGAAACGGAUCAAGUUCCAGUAACGAGUAAACGUGCUUACACAAGACGUAAGAAGGAUCACUUAGCUGAAGAAGAAGAAGUAGAUGAGCCUGAAGAAGGUUCUGAUCAUGAAUUUUCUGGUAAACACAAGAAGAAACGUGGUCCAAGGAAACAUCAUUUGAAUCUUCAUUUCAGAUUAGCCGUUAAUAAAGUAUCAAUAACUCGUGGAUCUAGGGCAGCUGGAUUUUACGAAACUAAUGACGCUACACAAAUGCAGACGUCCCCAUCGGCAAUUAUUGAAGACGCGUCCACCAGUCCUUCUCAAGAUAUAGAUAAUAAACUAAAGACAUUGCAGAUUCAAUCGAGACGAAGAAGUCAAGAUCACGCGGAGCCAAGAGAAUUAAGAAGAACAUCUAGAAAUUCUGGUCGCUACGUAGAAGGUCAAUAUAUGGAAUCAGAUUCCGAAUAACGAAAGAGAAUAGAAAAAUUGUAUUGUACCCAAGUUGACUGAGUUCCAAGAGGAAGUGAUUUGUGAUACAUUUUUAAUGCACGUAUCGGAUUGAAUAGGUUUUAAAUAACAUAAUAUACAAAACAUAUUCAAUCAGUUAUACAUGCAACACAAAAUAAGAAAACUUUACUGAUUUUAAGUUUUCAAGUUACUAUAAGUGUUUCUAAAUCAUUUAUAUAAAAUAUUUUUGUUAUUUAAAAUUGCAUACACUUUUCAGUCAACAUUGUAUUACAUAUGACAUACCAUUCAUUUCAUAAUAUCAAUGUUUUUAUAUUGUCAAAACAUUCAAGUACUACUGUUAUUAUAAAACUAUUUAAUUAUUGUCUAAAUAAAUGAC
Molecule: messenger RNA, 4805 nt
Organism: Nomia melanderi (Alkali bee)
Lineage: Eukaryota; Metazoa; Arthropoda; Insecta; Hymenoptera; Halictidae
Source: RefSeq, a predicted model, not a curated record